CCUGUGGCUGUCGGUGGUCUCUGAGAUGCUGUACAUAGUCCUGUUGAUAGUGGGUUUCAGUCUGAUGUGUCUAGAACUGGUCCACUCCAGCACCAGCAACAUGAUAGAUGGACUGAAACUGAACGCCUUCGCUGCAAUCUUCACCGUGCUCUCAGGGCUCCUGGGUAUGGUGGCCCACAUGAUGUACACUCAGGUGUUCCAGGUGACAGUCACCCUGGGCCCCGCAGACUGGAGGCCCUAUAACUGGGACUACGGAUGGUCCUUCUGCAUGGCCUGGGCAUCCUUCACCUGCUGCAUGGGUGCAUCAGUCACCACCCUCAACUCCUACACCAAGACUGUCAUCGAGUUCCGACACAAACGCGAGACCUUCGUGCAGAGCAUCCGCAAGGAGCAGGCGCGGGAGGCGCUGGGGUACUACCGCGAUCACUCCCUACACUCCAUAUCCCAAACUGUGGUGUACACCCAGACGCCGUACAGCAGUGGUAUUAGGACGCAUGUACCGGCCACAUCGUUAGACCUGAGUGAGGUAUCAGAGACUCUGGGGGAAGACCAGUGCUGA
Messenger RNA from Salmo salar (Atlantic salmon), 559 nucleotides. RefSeq names its product germ cell-specific gene 1-like protein. The record is from RefSeq and is a predicted model, not a curated record. Gene Ontology annotation, cellular component: plasma membrane. Lineage: Eukaryota; Metazoa; Chordata; Actinopteri; Salmoniformes; Salmonidae.